This is a messenger RNA of Pan troglodytes (chimpanzee), 1872 nucleotides long. RefSeq names its product PWP1 homolog, endonuclein (gene PWP1). Lineage: Eukaryota; Metazoa; Chordata; Mammalia; Primates; Hominidae. The record is from RefSeq and is marked provisional. Gene Ontology annotation, cellular component: nucleus. Gene Ontology annotation, molecular function: protein binding. Gene Ontology annotation, biological process: rRNA processing.
AUGCGCUCUGCCCUGGCAGCGGCCCCGUGCAGAGCCCUGAGCGUGUGGCAGCAGUGCGGUCGUGGUCCCUCCCUAUGCGGCCUGGUUUCUAGCGUGACACGCCUUUGACUUGAGGACCAUGAACCGCAGCCGCCAGGUGACGUGCGUGGCCUGGGUCCGCUGCGGCGUGGCCAAAGAGACACCAGACAAGGUAGAGCUGAGUAAAGAAGAAGUAAAACGCCUCAUUGCUGAGGCAAAGGAGAAAUUGCAAGAAGAAGGUGGUGGCAGUGAUGAAGAGGAGACAGGCAGUCCUUCAGAAGAUGGCAUGCAGAGUGCACGCACCCAGGCACGCCCAAGAGAGCCCCUGGAGGAUGGUGACCCAGAGGAUGACAGGACGCUUGAUGAUGAUGAGCUGGCUGAGUACGACUUAGAUAAAUAUGAUGAGGAAGGUGACCCAGAUGCUGAGACUCUUGGUGAAUCUCUCUUGGGUCUUACAGUCUACGGGAGUAAUGAUCAAGAUCCUUAUGUUACUCUGAAAGAUACAGAACAAUAUGAACGUGAAGAUUUCUUGAUUAAGCCCAGUGAUAAUCUUAUAGUUUGUGGCCGAGCUGAACAGGACCAGUGCAAUUUAGAGGUGCAUGUUUAUAAUCAAGAAGAAGACUCUUUUUAUGUACACCAUGAUAUACUCUUGUCUGCAUAUCCUCUGAGUGUGGAAUGGCUGAAUUUUGAUCCUAGCCCAGAUGAUUCUACUGGAAAUUACAUUGCUGUAGGAAACAUGACCCCUGUUAUUGAAGUGUGGGACCUUGAUAUAGUGGACUCUUUAGAGCCAGUCUUCACACUCGGAAGUAAACUUUCAAAAAAGAAGAAAAAGAAAGGAAAGAAGAGUUCCUCAGCAGAAGGGCAUACCGAUGCUGUCCUUGACCUUUCAUGGAAUAAGCUAAUCAGAAAUGUUUUAGCAAGUGCAUCAGCUGACAACACUGUAAUUCUGUGGGAUAUGUCCUUGGGGAAACCAGCAGCUAGCCUCGCUGUACACACAGACAAGGUCCAAACACUGCAGUUUCAUCCAUUUGAAGCACAGACUCUGAUUUCUGGCUCAUAUGAUAAGUCAGUGGCUUUGUAUGACUGCCGAAGUCCAGAUGAAAGCCAUCGAAUGUGGCGAUUCAGUGGGCAGAUAGAGAGAGUGACUUGGAAUCACUUUUCACCUUGUCAUUUUUUGGCCAGUACAGAUGACGGCUUUGUAUAUAAUUUGGAUGCACGUUCAGAUAAGCCAAUUUUUACACUUAAUGCACACAAUGAUGAAAUCUCUGGUCUUGAUCUUAGCAGUCAAAUCAAGGGCUGUCUCGUGACUGCUUCAGCUGACAAAUACGUGAAGAUCUGGGACAUCUUAGGAGAUAGGCCAAGUCUAGUUCAUUCUAGGGACAUGAAAAUGGGAGUUCUCUUCUGUUCUUCAUGUUGCCCUGAUUUGCCAUUUAUUUAUGCCUUUGGAGGUCAAAAAGAAGGGCUUCGGGUCUGGGAUAUAAGCACAGUCUCUUCAGUAAAUGAAGCAUUUGGAAGACGAGAGAGGCUUGUUCUUGGGAGUGCAAGAAAUUCAUCUAUUAGUGGCCCUUUUGGCAGCAGGAGCUCAGAUACACCCAUGGAGUCUUAAUGAAGAUCAUCUAAUUUCCUGCUUACCUUAACUGGGAAUUUUAAAAAGUUGGCCUAAAAAUGUUCCAUGCGUGGCAGCAACCAUGCAGAGUGACUGAAACACAAUUCAUUUCUGACUGACAUUCCUUUCUGCAACUGCGGUGGCACCACAAAUAUCCGGUCUUUGUGCUUGCUCUUCAGAUGGAUGGUUUGUAAGGCUCUUGUUGCAUUUCUUAAAAAAGAGUAAUAAAAAGGAUUUUUAAAAAGUAA